Molecule: messenger RNA, 6046 nt
Organism: Epinephelus moara (kelp grouper)
Lineage: Eukaryota; Metazoa; Chordata; Actinopteri; Perciformes; Serranidae
Gene: eprs1
Product: glutamyl-prolyl-tRNA synthetase 1
Exons: 35
Coding region: 131-5110 (1659 amino acids)
Biological process (GO): glutamyl-tRNA aminoacylation; prolyl-tRNA aminoacylation; translation
Cellular component (GO): aminoacyl-tRNA synthetase multienzyme complex; cytoplasm
Molecular function (GO): ATP binding; glutamate-tRNA ligase activity; proline-tRNA ligase activity
Source: RefSeq, a predicted model, not a curated record
UCUCUUCAGGCCGUGCUGCUCUGGUGCCGCCGGGGUGCUGCUUGUUGUGGAGUAGUCUUGGCUGUCUUGUCUUGGGUUUCUUUAACAACAAAAAGGCUUCACCACCAUUGUGGGAGACGGAUUUCACAGCAUGGCUUUAAACCUCACCAUCAACACAAGCAAUCCGCCUCUAGGAGCGCUUUUGACAGCAGAGCACGUGAAGGGCAGUGUGCAGGUGUCGGUGGAGGAAGGCAAAGACACCCGGCUUCACGUCUCAGAUGCGAUCCAGUUCAAUGAUGCCAACUCUAUCAGUCGGUACUUGGCCCGGGUGGCUCCCGCUCUUGGCCUGUACGGAGCCAACAUGAUGGAGCAGACUGAGGUCGACCACUGGCUGGAGUUCAGUGCUCGCCGUCUGUGUGGUCAGCCUGGUUUGAGCGUAGCACUGGGUGAACUGGAUAAGGCCCUUUCCCUGCGGACCUUCCUGGUUGGACAUGCCCUCACCCUGGCUGACCUCUCUGUCUGGGCUGCCCUCAAAGGUCAUGGGGAAUGGCCAAGCCAAGGCAAAUCCUUCUCUCAUGUCAAUCGCUGGUUCUCUUUCCUGAGCACGCAGGUUCCCUUCACUGCUGUGGGCAACAAGUAUGCCAGUAAGAGAGCUCCGAUGAGCAAAUCCAACUCGGAUGAGAAGAAGCAAGAUGUCGGCAAAUUUGUGGAUUUGCCAGGAGCUGAGAUGGGCAAGGUGGUGGUUCGAUUCCCUCCUGAGGCCAGCGGAUACCUGCACAUCGGCCAUGCCAAGGCUGCUCUGCUCAACCAGCACUACCAGGUCACAUUUAAAGGCAAGCUCAUCAUGCGCUUCGACGACACCAAUCCUGAGAAGGAAAAGGAGGACUUUGAGAAGGUGAUCCUGGAAGAUGUUGCUAUGCUCCAGAUCCAUCCGGACCAGUUCACCUACACCAGCGACCACUUUCCUACCAUCAUGCGAUUUGGCGAACAGCUGCUCGCUGAGGGCAAGGCCUACAUCGACAACACGCCUCCCGAGCAGAUGAAGCAGGAGAGGGAGCAGCGCGCUGAGUCCAAAUGCAGAAAUAACACGGUGGAACAGAACAUGAAGAUGUGGUCAGAGAUGAAAGCCGGGACAGAGUUGGGUCAGAGCUGCUGCAUGAGAGCCAAGAUCGACAUGAACUCCAACAACGGCUGCAUGAGAGACCCCACCCUCUACCGCUGCAAGACCACGCCUCACCCUCGCACAGGAAGCACCUACAAUGUCUACCCAACAUACGACUUCGCCUGUCCUAUCGUGGACAGUUUGGAGGGUGUGACCCAUGCUCUUAGGACCACUGAGUACCACGAUCGUGACGAACAGUUCUACUGGAUAAUCAACGCUCUGCGCCUCAGGAAGCCCUACAUCUGGGAGUACGCUCGACUCAACCUCAACAACACAGUGCUGUCCAAGAGGAAGCUCACCUGGUUUGUCGACCAGGGAUACGUUGAAGGAUGGGAUGACCCUCGCUUCCCCACUGUCAGAGGAGUCCUGAGGAGAGGAAUGACCGUUGAGGGUCUGAAGCAGUUCAUAGCAGCCCAGGGUGGAUCAAGAUCAGUGGUGAACAUGGAGUGGGACAAGAUCUGGGCCUUCAAUAAGAAGGUUAUUGACCCGGUAGCUCCCAGGUACACAGCUCUGUCCAGCUCCUAUGUGGUUCCUGUCACCGUCUCACAGGCUAAAGAGGAGGUCAAAGAGGUGGCCAAGCACCCUAAGAAUGCAGAAGUGGGCAUGAAGCAGGUUUGGUAUGGACCUCGAGUUCUGGUCGAGGGAGCAGAUGCUGAAACCUUCUCAGAGGGAGAAAUGGUUACCUUCAUCAACUGGGGCAACCUCAUCAUUACCAAGAUCAACAAGGGGGCUGAUGGUAAGGUUGUGUCCAUGGAAGCUCGUCUGAACCUGGAGAACACCGACUUCAAGAAGACAACAAAGAUCACAUGGCUGGCUGAAACAAACAGUGCACCCCUGCUGCCCACCGUCUGCAUUAACUACCAGCCUCUCAUCUCCAAAGCCGUCAUCACCAAAGACGAUGACUUCAAGGAUUACAUAAAUAAAAACAGCAAGUUGGAGGAGAAGAUGCUUGGAGAUCCCUGUCUGAAGAAUCUGAAGAAAGGUGACAUCAUCCAGCUCCAGAGGCGGGGCUUCUACGUCUGUGACCAGCCCUAUGAGCCAGUCAGCCCUAACAGCUGUAAGGAGAGUCCCUGUGUCCUGCUCUACAUUCCUGACGGACACACAAAGGAGAUGCCGACUGCUGGAUCCAAGGACAAGAGCAAGAGCCAGGCCUCCAACAACAAACCUGCCACCACUGCCAAGGCUGCCUCAACCUCUGCCCCAGCUCCAGCUCCUGCUCCUGCCUCUGCCUCAGCCGGUGACCUAUUCUCAAGCAUUGUAGCACAAGGUGACGCCGUCCGUGAGCUGAAGACUGCCAAGGCUCCUAAAGAAGAAGUAGACAAGGCAGUUCAGCAGCUGCUUUCUCUGAAGGCGCAGUUUAAGCAGCAGACAGGUAUUGACUAUAAGCCAGGCAUGGCUCCUCCCACCUCCACGCAAGCCCCACCCACCACACAAUCAGACUCCGCAUCCUGUCCAUUCACCCGUGUUUCCCAGCAGGGUGAGCUGGUCAGGAAACUGAAGGCAGAGAAGGCACCAAAGGAGCAGAUCGAUGAAGCGGUGAAGCAGCUCCUCGCUCUCAAGGCGGAGUUUAAAAAGCUGACUGGUCAGGAUUACAAACCUGGGAUGGCCCCCUCCGCCCCUCCCUCCUCUGCUCCUUCUGCAACCACUGUCUCCUCUCCUUCCUCCUCUUGCUCUUCCUCGGCCCUGUAUGAGCGCGUUUCACAACAGGGGGACGUUGUGAGGAAACUGAAGUCUGAAAAAGCCCCUAAGGACCAGAUUGAUGCAGCAGUGAAACAGCUACUUGCCUUGAAGGCAGAAUACAAACAGGUCACAGGCCAGGAGUACAAGCCUGGAGCUGCCCCAGUCCAGAACAGCCCCAGCCCUGCCCCCGCUGCCCCUGCUGCCCCCGCUGCCCCUGCUGCCACCGGCCUCUAUGAGAAGGUUGCUGAGCAGGGAGAAAUGGUCAGGAAACUGAAGGCUGAGAAGGCUUCCAAGGAUCAGGUAGAUGCUGCGGUGAAGCAGCUGUUGGCUCUAAAGGCAGAGUACAAACAGCAGACCGGACAGGAUUACAAACCAGGAUUACAAGCCCCAGCUAGCCCCGCCCAGACCCAGUCCAGCCCGGCCUCUACCCAGUCCAACUCUUCCCCGCAGGCUGAGGCACUGUUCUCACAGGUGGCCCAACAGGGAGAGCUAGUGAGGAAGCUGAAGUCUGAGAAAGCCCCCAAGGAUAAGGUCGAUGAAGCCGUGAAGACUCUCCUGGACCUGAAGAGCAAGUACAAGACCCUUACUGGACAGGACUACAAACCAGUGGCUGCUGCUGGAGCCACUGGAGGAGAGGACAAAAACCGCAAGGAGAGGGAGAACAAGUCUGAGAAACAGGGAGGAGGAGGACCAGGAGGAGGGAAGAAGGGUAAAGGAGACAAAGCAAGCCAGGGCUCAGGAGGAGCAGGAGGAGCAGGAGAGGGUCAAGGACCGAAGAAACAAACACGGUUGGGCUUGGAGGCCAAGAAAGAGGAGAACCUUGCUGACUGGUACUCUCAGGUCAUCACUAAGGCAGAGAUGAUCGAGUACUAUGAUGUUAGCGGCUGCUACGUGCUGCGGCCCUGGGCCUACUCCAUCUGGGAAGCCAUUAAAGACUUCUUCGACCGGGAGAUCAGGAAAAUGGGUGUGGAGAACUGCUACUUCCCCAUGUUCGUCUCUCAGGCCGCCCUGGAGAAGGAAAAAACUCACAUUGCAGACUUUGCUCCAGAGGUUGCCUGGGUAACGCGGUCAGGAAAGACUGAGCUUGCAGAGCCCAUUGCUGUCAGACCCACCAGUGAGACAGUGAUGUACCCUGCCUACGCUAAAUGGGUCCAGUCCCACAGAGACCUGCCAAUCAAACUCAACCAGUGGUGUAAUGUUGUGAGAUGGGAGUUCAAACACCCCCAGCCCUUCCUGAGAACGAGAGAGUUCCUGUGGCAGGAGGGACAUACAGCCUUUGCCACUAAAGAGGAGGCAGCAGAGGAGGUGCUUCAGAUCCUGGAUCUGUACGCCAGGGUGUAUGAAGAGCUGAUGGCGAUUCCUGUGGUGAAGGGGAAGAAGACGGAGAAGGAGAAGUUUGCAGGAGGAGAUUACACCACUACUGUGGAGGCUUUCAUCUCUGCCAGCGGCCGAGCUAUUCAGGGUGCCACAUCUCACCAUCUUGGUCAGAACUUCGCCAAGAUGUUUGAGAUCAUGUUUGAGGAUCCAAAGAGGCCGGGUGAGAAACAGCUGGCUUUCCAGAACUCCUGGGGAAUCACAACCAGGACCAUCGGUGUCCUCACCAUGGUCCACGGAGACAACAUGGGACUCGUACUGCCACCCAGGGUGGCCUGCCUGCAGGUUGUCAUCAUCCCAUGUGGGAUCACUGCCUCCCUGCCAGAGCAGGAGAAGGAGGCUCUGUUGGCCCAGUGCUCUAAAUACCUGAGGAGGCUGCUGGGUGCUGACAUCAGGGUGAAGACUGACCUCCGAGACAACUACUCCCCAGGGUGGAAGUUCAACCACUGGGAACUCAAGGGAGUUCCUAUCCGUCUGGAAGUGGGUCCUAAGGAUAUGCAGCAGCGUCAGUGUGUCGCUGUGAGGAGAGACUCGGGUGCAAAGGUAACAAUUCCAGAAGAUGAGGUGGAGAAGAAGCUUGUCGCCAUGUUGGAGGACAUCCAGAACAGCCUGUAUAAAAAAGCGUCCGAUGACCUGAAGAGUAACAUGGUGGCUGUAGACACAAUGGAACAGUUCCAGAAAGAGUUGGACCAGGGCAAGAUUGUCCAGAUCCCUUUCUGUGGAGAAAUUGAGUGCGAGGACUGGAUCAAGAAAACCACUGCCAAGGACCAGGACCUGGAGCCUGGAGCUCCGUCCAUGGGAGCCAAGAGCCUCUGUAUCCCCUUCUCCCCCCUGAAGACUCUGCAGCCGGGUCAGAUGUGUGUCAGCGGCAAGGAGCCUGCACAGUUCUACACCCUGUUCGGACGUAGCUACUAAACACCUGUAGGCUGGAUCACAAGGAUGAACAUCAUAGUAGAAAAGGGCUUUCCUACUUUGUCUCAUUAUUUCUUUUUCCUCUCAUCUCUUGAGUGUGUCGGGUAAUGAGGGUUUGGAGGUUACUGGACUGUGGGAUUUAGAAUUUAACAAUUUUGGGGGGGGGUCUGUUUUGUUUUGUUGUUUUUGUUUGUUUGUUUUUUAUCUUAUGUUCUCAUUGUUAUCAUGCAUCAGGAAGAAAGAGGAGGUGAGAGAAACUGUUUACUCAGAAUUCCAUUAUAAGAGGAGAUGGUUGUCAUGCUGAUUCUCUCCUACAUGACUGACUAUUCUCUAAAGGCCAUGCUAAAAGAGCACUUGCUGUCCAGCAGUGGUUUGUAAAGAAUGGGAAGUACCACCAGAAACUAGGCAAGCAUUAAUUUUUUCCUAUCCUUUCAGAAUUGCUAUUUUUUUAUAAGUACCUACUUAACACCAUCAAGGAAAAAAUCAGAUUAAGUUCGUUUUUGUUUAAGCUUCAGCACUUAUGAAUUGAGUAGGUGUGCGCCCUUUGAAAUCUGGAAAACCACUUGUUAAUAAAACACUGAAAGAAAAUCCUGAGCAGCAUACCAUCUACCGCUGUCUGGGAAAAGUGUUCUCUGCCUGCCAACAGUCCCCCUCUCUUGUAGCCAGACUGUCUCAGGAACUCUGCAGGUACUCAGGCUUGUAUUUGGGGUGUUAUUCUCACAGCUUUAUCAGCCCCCCUCUCUCUGUAUGACUGGUUACAGUACUUGGCUCAUGAUUAACAGCUUAAUAAUACUAAUUCCUCAGCACCACCAGAGCAACAUGCCAUAAAGCUGUGAGGAACUGUAUAUGGUUAAUAAUCAGUAGUGUAGUCUUCUGUCACUACUCUCCUGUUAAAAGAGGUCUCCAACUUGUCUAUAAUAAAGUUAUUUCCAUGGCAAA